Lynx canadensis (Canada lynx) is the source of this 1151-nucleotide messenger RNA. It is a transcript of the gene DNAJB13, whose product is annotated as DnaJ heat shock protein family (Hsp40) member B13. Lineage: Eukaryota; Metazoa; Chordata; Mammalia; Carnivora; Felidae. The record is from RefSeq and is a predicted model, not a curated record. The transcript is spliced from 8 exons. The coding region runs from base 30 to 980 and encodes 316 amino acids. Gene Ontology annotation, molecular function: protein-folding chaperone binding. Gene Ontology annotation, cellular component: cytosol.
ACAAGGACUGACUGCCUUGCAAGCCAGCCAUGGGUCAGGAUUAUUACUCUGUGCUUCAGAUCACUCGCAAUUCAGAGGAUGCCCAGAUCAAGAAGGCGUACCGGAAACUGGCCCUUAAGAACCACCCGCUGAAGUCCAGUGAGCCAUCCUCAGCGGAGACAUUCAGGCAAAUAGCAGAGGCCUAUGAUGUGCUGAGCGACCCUGUGAAGAGAGGCAUCUAUGACAAGUUUGGAGAGGAGGGCCUAAAGGGCGGGAUUCCUCUGGAGUUUGGAUCCCAGACCCCAUGGACCACUGGUUACGUCUUCCACGGCAACCCUGAUAAGGUUUUCCAUGAGUUCUUCGGAGGAGACAACCCCUUUGGUGAGUUUUUUGAUGUAGAAGGAAGUGAGGCAGAUUUGAACUUUGGGGGUCUCCGAGGCCGAGGGGUCAAGAAACAGGACCCCCCAAUCGAACGAGACCUCUACCUAUCUCUGGAGGACUUAUUCUUUGGCUGCACCAAGAAAAUUAAGAUCUCCCGAAGGGUACUGAACGAGGAUGGGUACUCCUCUACCAUCAAGGACAAGAUUCUCACAAUUGAUGUGAAACCUGGUUGGAGGCAGGGCACACGGAUCACCUUUGAGAAGGAAGGGGACCAGGGCCCCAACAUUAUCCCAGCCGACAUCAUCUUCAUUGUAAAGGAGAAGCUACACACUCGCUUCCGCAGGGAGAACGACAACCUCCUUUUUGUGAAUCCCAUUCCCUUGGGCAAGGCUCUGACCUGCUGCACCGUGGAGGUGAAGACCUUGGAUGAUCGUCUGCUCAACAUCCCCAUCAAUGACAUUAUCCAUCCCAAGUACUUCAAGAAGGUGCCAGGUGAGGGGAUGCCACUGCCUGAGGACCCCACUAAGAAAGGGGAUCUCUUCAUCUUCUUCGACAUCCAGUUCCCCACCCGCCUCACACCCCAAAAGAAGCAGAUGCUGCGCCAGGCAUUGCUGACAUAACUCUGGUGAGCUGAGGGCUGGAGCAGAGGAGGGGAGGAGAAGGCCAGCUGGGCCUUAUCCCAUUCCUGUCCCAGGAUGUGCAGGUGAGCCAGCCCACUGCACAGAUGUGACAUGAGGAUGGGACAGCCUGGGGUUUUUAAACUGACACAAUAAAGAUUUCCUAUCUUCCUA